AUGCCUCACUCAGACCCACCAUCCCCGGGAUACCGCUACAGCUUCGUAGACGACUACAGCGAAGGCGCACACCCCCAACUCCUCCAAACCCUCAUUGAAACGAACAAAACCCAAGAAAGCGGCUACAGCCGCGACUCGCUCUGCACACUUGCCCGCCAACGGAUCCAGGCCCACCUCGGACGCUCCGACGUAGGCGUCUUCUUCGUCCCCAGCGGCACCUCCGCGAACGCCAUAUCCAUCGCAGCAUGCCUGCGCCCCCAUGAAGCCGUGAUCGCGGCUUCCUCUGCACAUAUAGUGACCCGCGAGACCGGCGCCGUCGAAGCAAGCGGCCACAAAAUCAUCCAGGUCGCACCGGAGGAUGGAAAACUAACACCGCAGAGCAUCCGGCGUGCGCUGGAUGAUAAUUGGCAUUUCCCGCAUAUGGCGAAGCCCAAGUUGGUGUAUAUCUCGAAUGCGACGGAGAUCGGUACCAUUUACACCAGGCAGGAGUUAACCGCUAUCAAGCGACUGUGCGAGGAGAAGAGGUUGAUUCUGUUUCUGGAUGGCGCGAGGAUUGGGACCGCGCUUACGUCUCACAAGAACGACAUGGCGAUGCGAGACAUCCUGGAAUUAACGGAUCUCUUCUGGAUUGGAGGAACUAAGAACGGGGCUCUGCUGGGCGAGGCCGUCGUCGUGAAGGAUGCGGAGUUGGCGAGCGAAUUCGAGUUCUACAUCAAGCAGCAUGGAUCGCUGCUGGCGAAGGGCAGAAUUAUGGGUGCGCAGUUUGCGGAGCUGUUCAAUGGCGAGCUGUACUACGACCUAGCCAGGAAAGCGAACGGUUGUGCGCAGUUGCUUUCCACGGGAAUCGUUCAGGCGGGCUUCACGAUGGACGCGGCGACGGAGACUAAUCAGGUCUUUGCGGUGCUCCCUCUUGGGCUCAUUGGAAGACUGAAGGAGCAUUUCAACUUCUAUGUUUGGGAGUCUCGUGGGGAUGAUGCUGUGGUGAGGCUGUUGACUACAUGGGCCACGGAGUUGGGGCAGGUCGACAAGUUCGUACAGAUGGUACACGAAUGGGCUGUUGAAAACUCGAGAUUAGCGUAA
Molecule: messenger RNA, 1080 nt
Organism: Paraphaeosphaeria sporulosa
Lineage: Eukaryota; Fungi; Ascomycota; Dothideomycetes; Pleosporales; Didymosphaeriaceae
Product: PLP-dependent transferase
Exons: 1
Coding region: 1-1080 (359 amino acids)
Biological process (GO): L-threonine catabolic process; glycine biosynthetic process
Cellular component (GO): cytosol
Molecular function (GO): L-allo-threonine aldolase activity
Source: RefSeq, a predicted model, not a curated record